This is a messenger RNA of Knipowitschia caucasica, 936 nucleotides long. The record is from the annotation of a GenBank genome assembly. NCBI's taxonomy places the organism in Eukaryota, Metazoa, Chordata, Actinopteri, Gobiiformes, Gobiidae.
AUGCCAAAGCCAACAAAAAGACCAACACGGAAUGAUCCCGAUUCAGCAGAAGACGACAUAGACCCGACUCCAGCUACCAGUGGCUAUGCAAAUGCUGCCCGGGAGGCUAGUGCUAACGCGAGCUUCCCCGCAAAAACAGGCCUAAUCGCUAACUCUUCGGAGCUAUCAACUGAGGCUCUGCUACAGAGGAUUUCCAUGGCUGUUGCAGAGGAGGGACAGCGCACUCAACAAUCUUUGUUAGAGUCCUUCAACAAGUUCGAGGCCACGGUGGAUGCAAAGCUAAACAGCAUAAUGACGCGCAUUGACGCCGUGGUAGCCACCACCGACGCACUCAGCGUCCGAGUGACCGAAUCAGAAGCACGCAUUUCUGGGCUUGAAGACGGCAUUGCACCGCUAAAAAAGCGCUUGGAUGUAAUGGAGCAAUGCAAUAAGGCUUUAGCAGACAAGGUACUGGACUUGGAAGGUCGAUCUAGACGGGACAACAUCAGAAUAUUAAACCUGAAAGAGGCCACUGAAGGAAGCGACCUAACUAUAUUCUUGGAAGGAUUUAUUCCCAAACUUUUGAAAUUACCCGUCACUUCGGUGCCCAUCGAUCGUGCCCAUCGGGGCUUUGGGGUACCUGGAGAUGGACGUCCGCGCCCGAUCAUCAUCAAACUCCAGCGUUCGCGUGAUGUCAGGGUGAUCAUGACUGCGGCAAAGCGACAAGGGGCCAUACAACACGAUGGAUCCAGCCUGAGGAUCGUGCCAGAUGUUCCACCAAGCGUCAGGAUGGCCAGGAGAGCGUUUAAUGCGGUGUGCUCGGACCUUAUUAAGAAAAACAUACGCUUUCUGAUGGCAUACCCUGCGGUUCUGUCCUUCACCACCGACGGCAUCAAAAAGACAUUUAGAGAUCCAAAUGAGGCUGCAGCUUUUUUGAACAUAAACAUUGGAUCAUAA